Molecule: messenger RNA, 1528 nt
Organism: Vigna angularis (adzuki bean)
Lineage: Eukaryota; Viridiplantae; Streptophyta; Magnoliopsida; Fabales; Fabaceae
Product: protein LATERAL ROOT PRIMORDIUM 1
Exons: 3
Coding region: 292-1287 (331 amino acids)
Biological process (GO): positive regulation of DNA-templated transcription
Cellular component (GO): nucleus
Molecular function (GO): DNA binding; DNA-binding transcription factor activity
Source: RefSeq, a predicted model, not a curated record
CUCACUUUUCUCAAUCCUAAACACAACAAAACACAACACAGACACCAAAUCAUCAUCACUCACACACCACACCAGACCACAGUUUCUUUCAAAGGGAAUCUCAAUCUCAAUCUCAACCUCUCCCAUGUCCCUAACAUUCUCCUUAUAACCCUCCAAAUCCAACAUCAACACAACACACAACACCAACCUCAAAACCAUAGACAUAAAACAUCAUCAACGUUUUCAUUUCAACACCUCAUAAAGGCCCUCUAAAAUCCAAACCUCAAAGACUGCUAAAACCUUGUUGUUACAAUGAACAUGUUAGGCCUCAGAGACUUGGUCCUCAUAGCUCCAACCCCUUCUCAACUUCACCACCAUCAACACCAACACCAACACCAGCACCAGCACCAACACCACCCCAUUUCAGCAGAGCACCAUCCCAACCUUGCCUUGCCUUCUCCAGCUUCUCUCAGUGUUGGCCUUGGCAUUUUCCCUCUGCUAACCGUUCCACACACCAAUGAUGUUCAUGAUCAGGUUCAGGACUGUGCCAACAACACCACCACCACCAACCACAACACCAACUACUGGAACCUCAAGAUGUGUGGUGUCUCGGAAGUGAAUUCCACCAGAAAAGGUGUCAUGAACGUGGAAGAUGAGGCGAGCAACAAGCAUGUGAUGGAGAGUGAGGAAAGUGGUGAGUUUAGGGUGUGCCAGGAUUGUGGCAAUAGGGCCAAGAGGGAUUGCAGCUACAAGAGGUGCAGGACUUGUUGCAAAGGACGUGGCUUUGAUUGCAGCACUCACGUGAAGAGCACGUGGGUCCCAGCCUCUCUCAGACGCAGUGGUGGUAACAGUGGUAGUGAUGGUAACGGUGAUGGAGAUGCUGAUGCUGGUGCUUCUAAGAGGCUAAGAACAAUAGGGUCAUCCAAGAAUGUUGCAGCUACUUCUCUUAGUUCAACUUCCAAUGCUACCCCAUCAAAGAGCUUUAGCAUAGACACUAGCUCAUGUCAACAAGAUGCUGGUUUCAAGCAAUCUUUGCCACGGCAUGUGCGUGCACCUGCUGUGUUUAGGUGCCACAGAGUGUCUGCUAUUGGGAGUGGUGAAGAUGAGAUUGCUUACUUGGCCACAGUGCAUAUCAGUGGCCAUGUGUUCAAGGGGUUUCUGUAUGAUCAUGGUGCUGAUGCCAGAAAUGAUGUGCCUAGUGUCUCUGAACUGCAACUGGGAAACAAUGGAAGUGGAAAGAGUAAUAAUAGGGAAUGUUCUUCUGCAAUUGGGAUUCCAACCAGUGCUUACCCUGCUUCUGUUUGCUGAGAUUUCUUCAAGGUGCUGGAGAAUCUGCUGUUUUGCAGGGAAAAGAAACUGACACAGUAUAUGUGGUCUUCUGUUACCUGUUCUGUAAAUUUCUGUUCUAAAGAAUGUUUAUAUAUUCAUAUAUAAUAUAUAUAGAGGGACCAGGUUUCAAUUUCUUGCAUCAGAAUUGAGACAUUUAUUCGUGUUCAGGAAUCUUAUAUUAUGUUGUUCAGUGCUAAAUCAGAGUUUUAUUUUAUCUCAA